AUAUGUUGUUAACUGGAAUAUUACUGAGUUUGAUGCUGAGCUGUUCAUAUAUAAACACUGUUCGCACGUUUCAAUAUUUUGGACUAAGAGAAAGGAUACCAGCGGUUGCUUUCACUGCACUUUUGUCAAAAGACACAAACAUCGCCAGUCUUGGAAUCGUGAAGUAUGACAAAGUGCUGACCAAUGUAGGUCGAGCUUAUCGACCGUCCACGGGGAUAUUUACUGCACCCUACAAGGGUAUCUACACUAUUUCCUGUAGCCUCAUGAGCCAUCCAAGCAAUUCUGUUCAUCUUGACAUCAUGAAGAAUGGAAAAAUGCAAACAGUGUUGUUUGCUGCAUCAGGAACAUACCCACAAACAGGAAUAACCCUGCACCUUCUUCUCAAUAAAGAAGACAAAAUUUGGAUUCAAAAUGAGAACAGACGAAUUGCAAAACUCGACAUCAGUGGUAAACAUAAUUUGUUUUCUGGCUCUUUAAUUACAACAUUAUAAAUAAAUUCGCACACCAAAUAAUUCAUUUUUACAGUCCUUUGGAAUAUUUUAAAUCACUUCGCAUUUCACGUUUUCGAAAGUUUGAAAUGUCGCUAUGUACAGAGCAUCAACAAAUGAAACUUUCAUAUCGUCAUCAUCAGUAAAACAUCAGCUACCUGCAUACAAAUUAUAAAGAUCAAACUUUAUAUUUUAGAUAAACUUUGUGUUUUAAUUAAUGUAC
Messenger RNA from Magallana angulata, 711 nucleotides. Its product is annotated as complement C1q-like protein 4. NCBI's taxonomy places the organism in Eukaryota, Metazoa, Mollusca, Bivalvia, Ostreida, Ostreidae. Gene Ontology annotation, molecular function: protein binding. The coding region runs from base 3 to 491 and encodes 162 amino acids. The record is from RefSeq and is a predicted model, not a curated record. The transcript has 3 exons.